Ictalurus punctatus (channel catfish) is the source of this 2070-nucleotide messenger RNA. It is a transcript of the gene tbp, whose product is annotated as TATA box binding protein. Gene Ontology annotation, molecular function: DNA binding; RNA polymerase II general transcription initiation factor activity. Gene Ontology annotation, biological process: DNA-templated transcription initiation. Lineage: Eukaryota; Metazoa; Chordata; Actinopteri; Siluriformes; Ictaluridae. Bases 164 to 1075 code for a protein of 303 amino acids. The record is from RefSeq and is a predicted model, not a curated record. The transcript has 8 exons.
GCCGGAAGUAGUUCAGAGCAGCCGGAACUGGUUGUAAAGGUCCAUGGUUUUGCGCCUGAAUUGAGAUAAGGUCUCUGUCCCUAAAUGCUGGACAUCUAAACUCCAUCCUCUGAUCUGUCCUGUGCUGAUAUUUCGUCUGCUGUCGGCUUCAUAACUGGACAAGAUGGAGCAGAACAACAGCUUGCCUCCGUUCCAACAAAGCAUUGCGUCGCCUCAGGGCGCUAUGACGCCUGGUUUGCCCAUCUUUAGUCCAAUGAUGCCAUAUGGUACAGGGCUUACACCACAGCCAGUACAGACCACCAACAGCCUAUCACUCUUAGAGGAGCAACAGAGGCAACAGCAGCAGCAGCAGCAGCAGGUGGCAUCUCAACAGCAGGGUGGGAUAGUGGGAACAUCAGGCCAAACUCCUCAGCUUUAUCACUCACAAGCAGUUUCCACCACCACAGCACUGCCAGGAAACACCCCUCUCUACACAACCCCUCUAACACCCAUGACCCCCAUCACUCCCGCCACACCUGCCUCAGAAAGCUCUGGCAUCGUCCCUCAACUACAAAAUAUUGUCUCAACUGUGAACUUAGGAUGUAAACUUGAUCUGAAGACAAUAGCCCUGCGAGCCAGGAAUGCUGAGUAUAAUCCUAAGCGUUUUGCGGCCGUCAUCAUGCGAAUACGAGAGCCCAGAACAACUGCUCUGAUUUUCAGUUCAGGCAAGAUGGUUUGCACGGGAGCUAAGAGUGAGGAGCAGUCUCGUCUGGCUGCCAGGAAGUACGCAAGAGUAGUGCAGAAACUCGGUUUCCCUGCCAAAUUUCUAGACUUCAAGAUUCAGAACAUGGUUGGAAGUUGUGAUGUCAAGUUCCCAAUCCGACUGGAGGGCCUGGUUCUCACCCAUCAGCAGUUCAGCAGUUAUGAGCCAGAGUUAUUCCCUGGUUUAAUCUACAGAAUGAUUAAGCCCAGAAUUGUGCUUUUAAUAUUUGUUUCAGGGAAAGUUGUACUCACAGGUGCAAAGGUGAGGGGUGAAAUCUAUGAAGCAUUUGAAAAUAUAUAUCCUAUCUUAAAAGGAUUCAGAAAGACAACAUAAUCCUGUUGACUUGCACCUUUUUCUUAUUGUACUUGUUUGAGGGGACUUACUAGGAGUUUACUAGGACAUCCGUUCUCUUAAGUUUUGUUUAAUUAUAUGUAAAUACUAAUGUGUUUUAUUCACGGCUAGUGAAUAGAAAACUUUUUAUUAUUGUUUUAAAUUUUUUUUUUUAUUAUUCAGUCCACAAUCUUACCAGAAUCUUUUAAUGGUUUUUACUGUAUGUGUGUGUGUGUAUAUAUAUAUAUAUAUAUAUAUAUAUAUAUAUAUAUAUAUAUAUAUAUAUAUAUAUAUAUAUAUAUAUAUAUAUAUAUAUAUAUAUAUAUAUAUAUAUAAAAUUUCCCCACAUUCCUAUGAGUAGGCAUGUUCUUUUUAGGAUAAUUUCUGGGAAGUGCUGGACUGACAAGAUACAAGAAAAGUGUUGGAAAUAUUUAUCAGGAUGUAAAGUGUUAAACAUUACAGCAUUAACAGUGUGCCUGGAUCACUUAAAGUUCAUUUGCCCCCAGUGGAAGGUAUGUGUGGAAAGUUGUACAGGUUGGUUGAAAAUCAGUGAAGUUUCUGUGUUUGCCGGCCUGGAUUAUUUUGUUAAGGCAGCUGUGCAGUAUGCUAAGAACUGCUUUUGUAACUUAAUUUCAUUGUAAUUUGUGAAAAUGUUACAAGUCUUCCACUUAACCCUUAUAAUGAAUAUAAUGCUGUUUGCAUCCAUGUUAGUGUUGGCUCUUCAAAUACAUGGUGCAUAUUGAUAUCCAGUAGUUUUGCUGUAUUGUUAGCCAAGUGCACUUUCCUUCUGCACAGAUCACUGUAGACCUUUUGUCUUUUAAUGAAGGUUUUGGACUGGCAGACAACCUGACCUGUGAUUUGGUGUAGCUAGAUAUAUUCAUUAUAUGGGUUAUAUAAUCAGCUUCUUGUCAAGCACUGUUAAUGUUUUUUUGUUUCUUUUUUUGCAUCAGUUAUUGAUUUUCUCUGCAGCAAACAAAUAAAUAUUUCCUAUCCAUUUA